Euleptes europaea (tarantolino) is the source of this 1916-nucleotide messenger RNA. RefSeq names its product EF-hand and coiled-coil domain containing 1 (gene EFCC1). Gene Ontology annotation, molecular function: calcium ion binding. Lineage: Eukaryota; Metazoa; Chordata; Lepidosauria; Squamata; Sphaerodactylidae. The record is from RefSeq and is a predicted model, not a curated record. The transcript is spliced from 8 exons. The coding region runs from base 1 to 1908 and encodes 635 amino acids.
AUGGAGGCGAGUGAGGGCCGGGAGCCCUACCGCCGGCCGGCCCGCCGCCCCCAGUGGCUGGUCGGCGCCCUGGCUCACCACUACGGGCUGGACCGGGGCGUGGAGAACGAGGUGGUGGUGCUGGCCACCGGCCUGGACCAGUACUUGCAGGAGCUCUUCCACCACCUGGACUGGGCGGGCGAGGGCCGCCUCCCCGCCGAGGACUUCCGCACCCUCUGCCGGGUGCUGGGGCUGGAGGAGGGGGAGGAGGGGGAGGAGGGGGGCGCCGGCCCGUGCCGCGACCUCCCGCCCCACCUGACCUUCCGCCAGUUCCACGCCAAGCUGUGCGGCUACUUCGGGGCUUGGGGCCCGGGCGCGGGGCUGCCUCGCCUGCCGGCGGCCGCGGACCGCGAGCACGUCGAGACCCAGAUCCGCCUCCGCAGCCCGCGCCGACGACGCCCCCGCCCCAGGGGGACGGGGCUGCGGGAGGGGGGCUGGAGCGGCGGCGGCGGGGCCCGGGGGGCCGCCUCCCCCCCGCCGGCCUCGUGCUCCCGGGAGUGCUACGAGGAGAUCGUGGCGCUGGAGCGGGCCGAGGACCGCAUCGUCAAGCUGGAGGACGAGAACGCCGGCCUCCGCGAGCUGGUGGAGGACAUGCGGGCGGCCCUGCAGAGCAGUGAUGCCCGGAGCCUGGCGCUGCAGGUAGGACUGUGGAAAAGCCAUGCUAAUCAUAAGAAAAAUGGUACCUGCUUUAUACAUAACCGGAGAUUAUUAACGUACAGCCAGUCUCAGACUUCCAAGUGCCUUCAAAGUGUUCUAAAGGAAGUGGAACUAAUCCGGAGUUCUAGGGAUGGACAAAUUGAAGAAGCAAUUAGGUUUAAUCAAGAACUGGAAAAGGAGCUGAGGAGUUCACAGGAAACUGUGGUCACCCUGGAAGACAGCAAUCGCAGCCUAAAGAGAGAGCUAGCUGAAAUGAGGAAGAAGGCUGAAGAAGCAAGACAGGCGGUCCUUAACAGCCUUGGAAAAGUAAAACAGCUAGAAGCUAAAGCCAGCAAAGUGCCGCAUAUGCAGACAUAUAUCCAGCAAUUGGAAUCAGAACUACAAUAUUAUAGGUCAGAGGCUUCGAAGGUCCAGCUUCCGAUACCAGGCAGCCUCGAACAGAAGGCCAGCCCAGCAGUGAAUGGGCAAUACUCCUCAUCGGUUGUUCAUCAAGACAGAAGUUCACCCACUGGUGGAGCAGGAGUAUCAGAGAAUGUGGAAGAUCAGAUGUUUCGUUCCGUGGAAGGCCAGGCAGCAUCUGAUGAGGAGGAAGAGAAAGGCACUGGGGACAAGCCCUCCCAGGCGGCUGAAGUGAAAAAACUCCUAGCCAGACUUCCCUGCUGUAGUAGUGGAUGCGAUGACCCUGUGGUGAAGAAGCUGAUGUCCUAUUUUGGUAUCAACAGCAGGGAGGAGAACACCGUUGUGGAACUAGUCAAGAGACUCUCAAAGCUAAUGGAAGAGCUUGAGACCAAAGAGAAAGAAGUGAAAAAACUGGAAAUAAAUAUGGAAGAGAUGAAAGGCCCAUUGCUAGGGGAACUGCAGCAGAAGAUGGAGGAGACUGAAUUGCUGAAGAUGGAGUUGCAGAUGUUGGAGACAGAGAGAGUAAGGCUGUCAUUGGUGGAAGAAAAACUCUUGGAUGUAUUACAGCUUCUUCAACAGCUCCGAGAUCUGGUAUGGAAAGAAGAGAAUAACAUAUCCAAGCGAGCCCUGGGGAAGAUUGUACUCAGCACUUUGGAAACCUGCUGCGACCCACAACAUGGAAAGCCACAUAUUUUUGAAGUCCUAGACACACUCUACCAUGAACUGACUGCCUGCGAACUCAUUCAUAGCAAGUCUCUUGAAACAACUCCUGGUCAUCAAUCUUUGGUUAACCCACUGGUUAUCUCCUGUUGAGCAAGUGA